Molecule: messenger RNA, 228 nt
Organism: Penicillium longicatenatum
Lineage: Eukaryota; Fungi; Ascomycota; Eurotiomycetes; Eurotiales; Aspergillaceae
Exons: 2
Coding region: 1-228 (75 amino acids)
Source: RefSeq, a predicted model, not a curated record
AUGCAGUUUAUCACCGUCAUCAUCGCUACCCUGGCCGCUGUCGCCACUGCUACUCCCUCCCCCGAUGCCUUUGAGAAGCGCACCUGUGUUGGCCGUGGGUUCGACUCUAUGGAUAAGAUCGAAGACUACAAGAAUGCUUGCGAGAGCAAUGGCCCCUCUUGCUGCGACGGCUGGCAGUGUGUUGGCGCCACUGAGUGGAACGCCGGUGUCUGCAUUCCCAACUACUAG